Nylanderia fulva is the source of this 3582-nucleotide messenger RNA. RefSeq lists its product as uncharacterized. The record is from RefSeq and is a predicted model, not a curated record. Lineage: Eukaryota; Metazoa; Arthropoda; Insecta; Hymenoptera; Formicidae.
AUUAAAAAUAAUUAAAAAUAUUUUAGAAAACGUCGCAUCGCAUAGAUAUAUCAUACUCACGUCGAGCUGUCAAAAUUGACAGCGAACUGUCAAAACUGACGCGCCAUUUUGAGAAACUCCCGCGACAUCACAUAACCCUUCCACCGACUGUACUUUUCCCGCUCGGUAUAGUCCGCGGAAUAAAUAUUGACAGUUCCGUCGUCGGAUCAAGUGUUGACUCGGCGAUCUCGCGAUCAGCUGAUAGCUCAUCUUUCCGAUCUCGACCGCAAGAUUUACGCGGGAUUCGGAAACUGAAUAAUCAAGAGCGCUCCCGUGAGUGUCGCCAAGAAAAUGUCGUAGAAAAUGAUCGAUUUCCGCGGACUGUACCGCGCCAUGCUCGGUACAGUCAGCUGGACUCUAAUUGACAGUUCGUUGCGUUGAAGACGCGAGCUUUCCCGCUCGCGAGAUAAUCCAAGGACGAGGAUCCUGACGCGAGCCAGCCGGACGACGCGUCUCGCUCUCCUCGCGGACGGCGUCUCCUCGCGACGUCAUCGGCGUCCUGGUCGCCGUCGAGGAACGCGUCGCGCGGGGACAAAAGAUUCUCGACUGACUGUACUCGGACUCGGAGUGCAGCGCGGACGGCGGUGGCAGUUUUAUUGACCGAGUGUGUUUCGUCGCACAGGAGAAACGAAAGGACGAAGAGGACGAGAGAGAGAGAGAGAGUCCACCGGCGACCCGGUGAAGCCUUCGCGAGAAUCGGCGAUGCAGAAUGUCGGUGCUCAGGGUUCGUCGUUGAAUUAAUCCCGGCUGGAUCCGCGAGCUGGGAUCCAGGAUGCUCGCGAGUGACCGCGAGGUCCGACUCCUCGAGUCUUGAAGGGAAAUUCGUUUGCUCGCUUUCCCUUCGUCGUCACGUGAUUAUCCUCGCGUACGUCACGCGUCGCGUGCGAUUUAAAUCUCCGAGAGAUACAUUGAGAUCGGUUUAAGAUGGGUAAGACCAGAGGCGUGCACGAGACGACCCCCGAAUUGAGGAAUCGGAUGGUGGGAAUGUAUGAGGCUGGUUUGGGCCUGAGGGAGAUCGCCGCUGCGAUUAAUUGUUCGCAACGUACGGUGAAGAGAUGGUUGAAUAGAUUUGACAAGGAAGGCACAGUGGAGACACGAGAACGUUGUGGUCGCAAAAGAGCCACUACCUCGGAGCAGGAUGAAGCCAUUGUUCGUCUAGCUACACAAACGCCCAUAACUGCGGCAAAGGCUGUGCUUCCUGCAUUGGGUCUCACUUGUUCUGUGGAUACUGUGAGAGAAAGACUGCACAGAGCUGGAAUUCACAAUUGGAGCCCUUCGCGCAAAUAUAUGCAAAAGAUUCCACUGGGUGAUACGGAUGGUGCAGCAAUUCAGCAGGCGGUAUGGCGACCGACCGGCACCCAAUUGGGCAAGAAGAAAACUUCCAAGGGAAGCUCGAGCAAAUCCCAGAAGAAGAGCAUCCCGACUAAGAAGAAGAAUCCAUCAAAAUCGAAGGUCAAAUUUUUAGAGGUAUACGUUGAAGGCGAUGACAAUAUUCUGAAGCAAAACCAAAAUACCGAGCAGCAGCAACAGCAACAGCAACAGGACUUCGUGUUUCCUCAGCAAAAUCUUCCUCCACCGCCUUCCGCACCUCAAGCCACCGAAAUGCAACCUUCUGUCCAAACUUCUCUAUCAACUAACCAGACGGAGUUUAGUAACGCAUUGAGUCUAGCGCAACAAUCACAAUCCAUCUAUCAACAUCCAGGAUUGAACGUGGCACAAAAUUGGCCGCUAGAUUUAGUACAAGGCAGUCAUCAUUAUCCACAGGGACAACCGAUAUCUCACGAGCACUCUUUGCCGCAACAGCAGCAACUGCAAGACCUGCACACACAGCAGGAACAACAACAACAUCAGCAACAGGCCCAGCAGCAUAUGCAAGAGCAAUCACGAUUGCAGGAUCAAUCGCAUCAGCAGAAUAUUCAGAAUACUCAUCAUCAUAAUCUCGAUCAGCAACAACUGCCGGUGGAGCAUCAGAUUCAACAACAACGCUUGCAGUCCACUAUAUCUAGCCCGGAGCAGACGAUCGUGAUAGGCUCGGAGAGUUCUUGUAGUUCUUCCAACGAGAAUAGUCAAUCGUCUUGCGAGCCCCAGCAGAAUAAGGAAUCGUCGAGGAAAAGUGAUAGGAAAUCGGAAUCGGAACGGCAAAAGAAGAAGAAGAAGGGCGGCAAAGCGAAAGGGACAUUGGAGACGAGCGUGGAAAUCAGAAAUCGCAUGAUUGGAAUGGCCGAAGCCGGAUUAUCGACUCUGUCCAUCGCUCUGGCAAUCGAUAGAUCGGAACGUACUGUUAAAAGAUGGUUAGAACGUUGGCAUAAGGAAGGCAAUGUACAAACGAAGGAACGAAAGGGCCGACGUCGGAUCACUACCAAGGAACAAGACGAUGCCAUCGUCGCGAUGGCAACUCAGCAUCCUCUCACCGCUGCUAAAUACGUAGCGCCUGCGCUAGGGUUAAAUUGCAGCGUGGAUACGAUUAGAGAGAGGCUUCAUAAAGCUGGGAUACACAGCUGGAAAUUAGGCAAAAAGCAAGGAGAAGGAAAUGCGGUCCACACUGUUCAUUUGUGGCAACCAAGUGGUAAUCGCCCUAAUAAGCCGAAAAUGCCCGGAGAAAAGAAAAAGAAAAGUGCUGGUAAUAAUAAAAGACGUGAUCAGAUAACGAGCAGCAGUCAGAAACGCGUCGUGCGGAAGAAGAAAAACGACGAGCCGUCGACGUUGAAAACGGCUCCGCCUCCAACGAAUAUGAUACCGGAGCAGUCCGUGUUGCCGUUCCACAAUCCUGGAAACAUGACGAAUUACGCUUCGGGCCCUAACAUAAUGCAACCGGUGCAUAAUAUCGGCGCAUCGGUGCCUCCCGCACUGCCGCAACCACCUCCGCCUCCACCACCGGCGCCGCAACCGAUGCAGCAGCAGCCGAUGGGUCCAAUAAUGCCGCAGAGACCGGAUUGCAGAUUAGCACCGACCAUAGUUCCACCUGUGUCGGUCAAUUCCGGUGUCGCCUAUCCAUCGUGCAUGGUCGGUAGCGGACACGCGGGUCACAUGGAGCAAACGGAUCCUUUAAAUUAUGAACCGUACAUUUGGAGUUUUUAAAUAUCAAGUAACGACAAUCUAAAAUCGCGACAGAAUAUUGAAUGAAAAGGCAACGUGCAUUUGAGGGAAAUACACCAAUCUAGUUUUACAUUUUGUUCUUAUAAAAAGAAACACCGCAAAUGUGAAAAUCAGUAUACGUCAAUUUUACAUUAAGAAUAUUUUUUACGUGAUUUGACUUGUGCAUAAAUUGCAAUAUUAGAAGGUACAAUUUCUACAUGUGCAAGAAGAAAGUUUGGUAAAUUUAUUGUUAUAUCUGUGAGAAAAAGUUAUAUUAACUUAAAAUUGUUUAUAAUAAUAUGCAGUGCAUUUAGACCAAUUUAAGUAAAUUAACAUAAAGAUGAUAAUUUGUACAUAUAGAAUACAUAUAGAGUCAUGUAGAAUCAUGUAGUGUAGCGAAAACGUACACAUCAUUUAUUUUGCUAUGAUAUAUCGUCUUUUUAAAUAAUAUGGAGUCAUAAUCAUAGA